AUAUUCUUCUCCAACACAUUAUUACUCAUCUCCUGAUCUCAAAUCAGUUCAAAUAUCCACAAUACCACUCACGCCUCCUUCGCAAGCCAUGACUACUGCUGGCUUGGGUGGUACAACUGCUGGUGUAAAUCUAAAAGAUAAUCCUCUCCAUGGUCGAUCUUUUUCGUCAUCGACUUUAGUGAAUAUUGCUAGCAUGCCAACUGAUAUGAAGUUAAAAAGGAGGGCACAAGGAAGAAUUUACAAACUAAUAGCGGAUUUAUUUUUAAUGGCCGGAAGGUUACCUGACGCCGUAACAAAUUACUCAUUAGCGAUUGAAGCAAUGAAAGCAAAUGGGGAUUUUUUAUGGCAUGGAUCUGCUUUAGAAGGUUUAUGUGUUGCUUUGGUGAUUUCUGCACAUUUAAAAACUGAUAUUGAGUCACAUAUUAUACAAUCCCCUCCAUCUCCGAAUCCAAACCCACCAUCGAGCCCUUCUUUACCCGACACACCUAAACCUCUCUGGGCAGAUAUAACAGACAAAUAUGUUACAAUCCUGACUCUUUAUGCAAAAACUUCACAUUCAUCCAAUAAUCAAGUGCCACAUAUAAUAUAUGCUGAAGCUUGUUUAAAGGUCGCUAAGAUGUUGGCCAGUAUAUGGGUUUCAGGUGGAUGGGGUGAUAAUGCUUUAGCACUAAUUGUUCAGGGUGGCCUUCCAGAGAAAGGUGCAAAUGAAAAAUGGGGUCUAAGUUCUGUUAGUGGGGUGUCAAAGGUUGAA
This is a messenger RNA of Racocetra persica, 751 nucleotides long. The record is from the annotation of a GenBank genome assembly. Lineage: Eukaryota; Fungi; Glomeromycota; Glomeromycetes; Diversisporales; Gigasporaceae.